Molecule: messenger RNA, 5220 nt
Organism: Acipenser ruthenus (sterlet)
Lineage: Eukaryota; Metazoa; Chordata; Actinopteri; Acipenseriformes; Acipenseridae
Product: kelch repeat and BTB domain-containing protein 11-like
Exons: 2
Coding region: 1626-3968 (780 amino acids)
Molecular function (GO): protein binding
Source: RefSeq, a predicted model, not a curated record
CCUAAUGUGAAAUCAAAAUAUUAGGUACAAAGUGCAUCAAACAAUACAAUAGAUUUCGUUUACCUAACUAAGAAGAACUAGGAAUUAAACAAUAAAACCGAUAGAUGCUGAAUUUUUUUUUUUCGGGCAGAAGGUAAGUGUUUCUGCUGCACAUCUGGUUACAGUAUUUUUGAUAGAGACCCGUUGCUUUACAGCAGCAAAAAGCAAUAUAUUGAAAUGGAUGCAUUCAUUUCCGUGGAUUUGACCUGAAAACCGCUAAAACAAACAGACAAAGCCCUGUUUUUUUGUCCUGGACUUCAAGCGAAUGGCUGUGCAUGCAGGGAUUUAAAUCAGUUGCAGGAUACAUCACAUCAGGCUUUUAUACUAGUUGUAAUGAACACGAGAUUCGUUCCCAGGCUCGCAAAUCAGCAACAGACGUGGGUUUAAAUCUGCAUCCAAAGGGCUUUCCUUGACCAGAAAGAACUAUUUUAUACAUUUUAUAUAUACCAGCUUGCACUUUGUGGACAGCUAAACUAUGUUUUUUAAGUUCAUCACGCCUUGUUGUAGAAUUACGUGUUUUUUGGAGGAACUGGCGGGCUUGAUGAUGUAGCAUCUAGAAUGGCACAAUGGAAACACAUCGAAACAUUGAUGCAACACAUCUCUUUAGCAAUUACAGAAAGAGACAGCAAAUUGAACUGAUUGGCGAGUGGGGAUCCUUCUUCUACACCAAAGCGGAUUAGUCCACAUCACUGGCUGUCUCUCAGCCAGCAAAACUGGGCAUGCUCUCUGCGCACUGUUCCCCAGGCCAAACGGGAAACAGCACCAGGACAAAAAAAAUACUGUACAUUGAAAUCAGUAGUGGCAUGACUGUUUCAGAUUGUGUAAACCGCAGGCAAAGCUGAGGGAAUAUGCCAUUCUAUAGCCACUAUAUACUUCAUAGAGUAAACCGUUUUUUCAAAUAUUUGUUUUCUUAUAGAAAAAAAUAUGUAUUAUUAAUGAUAACGCGCAUGGAAACAAAUUGUAUAUUUAAUAUUCAUUGUGUUUAUUAUACAGUCAUAUAAAAAGGAAAGCUCGUUUUCAAGUAGGCCUAGCAAAUGACCACUGACUACUAGAAUCAGAAAAUAUCCAAUGUCAUUAAUUUACAGCUGAGCUUGAGUUAGUAGCCUACUACUACUGUGAACCAACACUAUAUUGAAAUAUAUUGAUCUUGGUGCCUGCAUAGUAAGUUUAACACAUACGAUGUGUAACAUUUAAUAUUAUUUAAAGGACUGAUGGAAAUCCAAGUUGCUGUUAUGUGUUGCGUGUUCUACCUUAAUCUGUUCUAUAGAUAACUCGUGAUUGGAGAGUAACUGAACUCACAGAUUAAACUGGACCUACAGGAUUAUUUGUGUACAGGUUGAUCCAUCUCAAAGCACAUUAGAACACAAGCAUCCAGUCACCUACACAUGCCACUGCAGACUGAUAAUCACAUGUCUUCAAUCACUAUUGGCUGAGUCAUCUGGGAAACGAUGUACAGUCAUACAUUAGCCUUUAUAAAUCGGGAAACUCUGAUACAGAACCUUCUAAUAAUAAGCAAAAUAACACAACAAUCUGCAGAAUAAUCCUUGCAUUUUUACGAGGUGCGAGUGUCGGUUUCCCAUAAUAAUAUGCAAAAUCCCUGCCUUCAAAAAAGCGACUGUAAAGGAGUAGUAUUAAUUGAAAAAUGUAAAUUGGAUGAAGGAAUAAUGAACGAAGGAGCUCAGUGUGUGACUACAAACCAUCCUGGCACAGAGGUUACAGUAGAGAAAGGGUUCGGUUUUAAAAAUUUAAAUGCUGACACACCCCCUGUUCCUCAAGGAGGGGGCCAGUUUAGCAAGAGUGCUGUGUUGAAACAAGAGUCUAUUGAAAAUGUGCCAGAAAGGAAAACGCAAGAAACCCAGGCAAGCUGUCGACAGAGAUCCAGAGUGGCCAGCAAAGGAUUAGGUAAUGCAAUGGACGCGGCAGUGAAGAGACGACAGGACUUGGACGCCGAGAAAUAUUAUAGGCGAAACACUGGCGCAGAACAAAAUAUAAACGAAAAGGCAUGGGAGUUCUUUCAGGACAAUUCUGAUUUUCAAACUUUGCAAAUUACGUCACCUGAUAGCCCGAGAGGUGUGGGUGAACAUGUGCAACCCUGUAGAACUUCUCACCUAGCGUCUCUUGACCCAGCUCAAGGCCAGGAUAAUUCGAUUGACAGGAAUGGAAUGAGAGAGGAAACCAACGGCGACGCACAGAGUGAAGUGUCCAGUAGGCUGAGCCCUUCCUUAUUCAUUUCUGCCGUAACUAAAGACAAGACGGAAAGGAGCUGUUCAUUAAGUAAAGAAACCCAAAUUGUUAAAAGUCAGUGUCAAAUUAAUAAUGCCAAUGCUACAUUGGAAGAGGAGGGGACCUCAGCGCCUAUUACUUAUUGUAUCCAAAUGGAAACAGAGCCAAGAAAUGAGUUGGGUCAUUUGGUCAGUCCGGGCUACACAAGUGAUAAGAGCGAAUUUGAAACAAUACGAGGAAAUACAAACCUGGAAAUAACUCAGGGACGUUGGGAAAGUGGAAAUGGCGUCCAAAAUCUCUAUAGUUUCAAAGAGCCGGAUUUAGUGAUUGAAGUGGCUGGAAAGAAAAUCCGGGCGCACAAAUCCAUUCUGGCAGAGAAAAGUGAUUAUUUCAAAGCACGUCUUUCAAGAGACAUUCUGAAAGUGAAAGGGGUAAGUUAUAAAACUUUAACAGUUCUGAUAGAUUAUAUAUAUUCUUCUAGAAUGGCGGUUAACAAAGAGAAUGUGGUAGAUGUCAUUACCGGGGCCAAAAUUCUGCAAAUCCCCUGCGCAGUAGAGUCUGCAAUGGACACGAUGAUGAGUCAGAUAACGAUGGAGAACUGCUAUGAAAUUUUAAGCAUAGCCAAAAAGCAAAGGUUACAUGAGCUAAAGGACACCGCGUACAGAUUUAUGAGUGAUAACUUUUUGCAGAUUUUAAGGGAUUCUGCUGUAUAUGGACGUUUAACAGGAUCUGAGAGGGAUUUGAUUCUGAAAGCAAGAAUGCAAGGGAACAAAUGCCUAAUGGUGGCUGAAAUAAACGAUGUUUACGACCGCGUCGGCAGCAGACCUCAAAGCAGAGAUAACAGCCGUCCACAGAGUCCACUGUCUAUAGUUUCUUUUGAGGAAAAUCAUUUGAUUUAUUACUAUAAUGAAGCAAUUAAAGACUGGAGACAGUUGACUCGGAUGCCAGAGGAGGUAAACACAAAAGGGUGUGGAAUUUGCACCAUGUACAACUACCUUUUUAUAGCAGGUGGAAUAAAGGGACACGGCGACAAAGGGAAGCUUUCGGAUAAAGUGUUUUGCUACAACCCUAUUACUGAUAACUGGAGCGAAAUUAGACCACUAAAUCAACCUAGAUCUCAGCUGAAACUCGUCUCGGCGGAUGGCUAUCUGUAUGCAAUAGGGGGUGAAUGUCUGUUCAGUGUGGAGAAGUACGACCCUAGGAUCGACAGAUGGAGCCCUGUCGCUCCCCUGCCUAAAGGAGCAUUUGCAGUGGCGCAUGAAGCAACUACCUGUAACGGAGAGAUCUAUGUCUCCGGAGGAUCCCUCUUUUAUCGCCUUCUUAAAUACGAACCGAAAAGGGACGAGUGGCAGGAAUGCCCGUACAACAACAGCAGAAAGAAAUCGACAGACAUGGUUGCUUUUAAAAAUUUCAUCUAUAGGUUUGACGUUAACCGUGACCAGGGUGUCAAUGUUUUCAAAUACAACACCAUUGUGAAACUGUGGAAGGACAGCGCCUCUUUGCGACAGAGCAACCCAUUGCCUUUCAGAUGCGCAGUCAUAGGCAACUGCAUUUACUGUGUAAACAAAUCCCACACGCUGCAGUUCAUUGUGGAGGAGGACACCUCACGAUUUGGACCAGAGGAGCUUAAAGCUCCUUUUGAGGCUAAGGGAGUUCUCAUUCCCUUUAUACUCAGCCUUCCUGAGAAGUCUGAUAAAAGCACAUAAUGGUGCUGCGGUGUGGUACCAAGACAGAAUGUGAGCCAAGGUGACGAUCAGAUGCGUUACAUUAUGUACCUUAACUUUGAUCUGUGUUGGGUGGGGUAUGUUUGUAACUUAAAUGCAAGUGUUUCUUAUGCAUGGCGAUAGGUUUUUGAAUACAUUUUUAUAAUAAUGUUUCCUUGGUUUAACCAAAUGCAUUAUUAAUCAUUAAUUUAAACGAUUAACUACGGAGUAUGUACAGUUGUGUUAUGUAAUCUUACUUUAUUUCAAUGUCUUAUUUUUAUUUUACUUGGAUGGUAUUAGUUUUAAAACAGCAUGGAUCCUGCUUUGCUGUUACAAUUUCUUCUUCAGAUUACUUUAUAGUCACCUUGUAUUUGGUAUAACAGGCAACGUGACAAAAAAUGAUUUUGUAAUCAUGAAAGCAGGGGUGGAAACUGCAUUGCAGACAUUUACAGUAAUCAUGCUAACACAUUAUUUCAGAAAAUAAAAAGGUUAAGAAGCUUCAAAUAAAUAACCCAGGAGGUUCAGUAAAGAGCUGUCUUACAGUUGGUUCUUGUUGGUUCUGUGACAUUAACAUUAGCAGUUGUUUUUUCUUUUACAAAAACAUGGUAGCAUGGUGGUAUAUGUUUUGUGAAUAUGAACAUUUAUGUUACCAUUUUGUCUGUUGACUUUUUUCUAUAUUUUUAGAGAAGAGGUAUUUCAUGCAAAAUGGUGAUGUAUUUUUGUGACAAACGAACACGUUAUUUCUUUUAUAAAAAGCACUUUUGCAGUGUCAGACAUUGUAUUUCAAUAAUUAGCUUGUGUGGUGGUAACUUCAUAAGCUAUGACUGCACCAAUCGAACCCUAAUUGUCUUUGCAACUACAGUACAAAUCUUUAUCUUAACAGGUUGAACCAGAAAUGUAUUUAAAGACGUAGAAUAGAACAGAAUUUUUUCAGUAUGUAGACUUACGUUUUAAAAGACAGCUGUUUUUACAGCUGUGUUUUCUUUGUUUGUUUUUGUUGUUUUUUUACAGUGGUAAAAUGUUACCACUGUUAGCUGAAUUGUAUUGUAUUGUAAAUAGUUGUGUUUUGGACUUGAUGUGUUGUAAAAAACAAAACAAAAAAGUUUUAAAAACAGCUUUACUGACUUUGCACAGCUUUCUAAUUGUCUAUUGUAUUUAUUAACAGUUAACAAAAAUGGCUUUCAAACUGUUUGAUAAUGUAUCCCAGUUAUAUAUAAAUAAAAAGGUGCUGCAAUAAAAUUGUUCUGAAACUCUA